AAAUAGAAAAAAAACGAAAAAUUUAAUUAAAAUUUGUUAUUAAUAGAAACUAUAGCUAAAACCAAAGUGCAAAUAGUGAAAGAUUUUCGCCUGAACAUUCGGCUCGGCUCUAAGCAAAUUGUUUGACUUUUUUUUUCGCUCCAAUUGCAACAAAAAAAUGACCAUUAGGAACAUUUGAAUUACAAACAAACAAAAAAAAAAACACUAAAAUCAUACGCAAAAGAAAAGGAAUCAAAAUCAGCUCCACUUAUGGCAGUCAUGGACACGGCGAGUUCCAGGGAACUGGAUGUUGAGACAGAGAAAGUACCCCGAAUUGGUCUACGUCAUUUACAGGCACUUCUGCUCUUCAUUGGUCUGGUGGUCAACACAAUACUCCAAUUCAAUGUGGGAGUGGCCGUGGUGGCCAUGACAAAGGCCACAUCCACAAAUGUGGAUACGCCGCACUUCAACUGGACCGAACAGGAAAAGUCUUAUAUUUUGUCCAGCUUCUAUUGGGGAUCGGCGCUGACGCAGUUUCCCGGUGGCUAUCUAUGCAAACGCUUUGGCGCCAAACUGGUGCUCUUCUUGGGCAGCAUUGGUUCGGCUAUGCUGAGUGCUGGAACUCCGCAUGGCGUCUAUGCAGCCGGUUGGCAAGCCUUCUGUGUGAUUCGUUUUCUGCAGGGUCUGUGCCAGGGCGUGACAUUGCCUUGCAUACAUCAGCAUCUGGCCAACUGGGCCCCGGAGGUGGAGCGCACCCGUCUGGGUGCCUUUGCCUAUACAGGGUUCGAUUGUGGAAAUGUUUUGGCCAUGUAUGCAGCAGGCGUGAUAGCCAGCUCCUCCCUGGGUUGGCCUGGCAUAAGCUACUGCUCGGCGGGAUUGGGUCUUGCGUGGUCCUUGCUCUGGCUAUUGUUGGGUGCAAAUCGAGUCAAUGAGGCCAGUUGUAUUAGUACGGCCGAGAAGCGUUAUAUAACCGGCGAUUUGCAGCGUUGCGCUAAGCAAGAACGUAAAAUGCCCAUACCCUGGCGAGGAAUAUUCACCUCGGCUCCGGUCUAUGCGUUGCUAUGUGCCCGUUGUGCGGAUACUUGGGGUCUGGCCACCAUGCAGGCCGAAUUGCCAGCCUAUUUGAGUGGCGUUCUGGAAUUGAAGAUGGAGAGCAAUGCCUUGUUUUCGGCCCUGCCGUUCCUUUUGAUGUGGGGCAUGUGCUAUGUCUAUCUGAUCGUGGCCGAUACAAUACUCAAACACAAGUGGUUAAGUCUCACGGCCCUGCGUAAGGUGUACAAUAGUAUAGCUCUCUGGUCGCCAGCUCUCAUUAUGCUGAUUCUGGGUUUUGUGGGCAGAGAUCAGAAACCGCUAGCCCUCGUCCUGUGCACUCUGAGUGUGGGCGUUAGCAGUGCGGCAACAAUUGGCAGUGAAUUGAACACCAUCGACCUCUCGCCCAUACAUGCUGGCAUUCUGGCCGGCAUAAUGAGCACCUUCACCAAUCUGGUAGCUCUGAUGACGCCCCUUGUCGUGGGCGUUCUGGUACAGGAUCCCACUCAACGUAGCCAAUGGCAGGUGGUCUUUACAAUUGCCGCCUUCUUUCUAUUCAGCGGCAAUGUCGUCUAUUUGAUAUGGGGCACAGCAGAGACACAGCCAUGGAAUAACUGGGGCAGGGAACAAUCCCAUCUGCCAGAGGAGGAGCCAUUCGAGAAUGCCAAACUCGAAAUUGCCGGAGAUGGAGCAACAUUCAAUGGUGUUUGUAAGUCCACAUGAGAAUCAUUUCAAAUGAAAACAUAACUUUUCAAUGUACUUAAUUACAUUUAUUUAUAAAUACUAUUUCGACAAAAAAAAAUAAAUCAUUCAACUAUUUUGUACAGAGA
Messenger RNA from Drosophila willistoni, 1838 nucleotides. RefSeq names its product putative inorganic phosphate cotransporter. The record is from RefSeq and is a predicted model, not a curated record. Lineage: Eukaryota; Metazoa; Arthropoda; Insecta; Diptera; Drosophilidae. The coding region runs from base 250 to 1731 and encodes 493 amino acids. Gene Ontology annotation, cellular component: plasma membrane. Gene Ontology annotation, molecular function: transmembrane transporter activity. The transcript is spliced from 4 exons. Gene Ontology annotation, biological process: monoatomic anion transport; transmembrane transport.